This is a messenger RNA of Toxorhynchites rutilus septentrionalis, 1272 nucleotides long. RefSeq lists its product as uncharacterized. The transcript has 2 exons. Lineage: Eukaryota; Metazoa; Arthropoda; Insecta; Diptera; Culicidae. Bases 167 to 934 code for a protein of 255 amino acids. The record is from RefSeq and is a predicted model, not a curated record.
AACAAUAGGUAAAAUAUGGAAAUACGUGUCAGGCAGUCCCGACGCGGAAGAUCUUAGAAUCAUAAAUACUACCACAAAUGCUCUUAUAGAUCAAAACGACAAACAAAUCAAAAUUAACCAUGACUUUGAAGAAAGGAUUUCAAAACUUACAAAAACUAUCAACAUAAUGAUUGCAAAUUCUAAUAACCUAGUAAACAAAGCUAUAGAAGGGCUUGAUUCUGUAAACCUCUUAUUCAACUUAGAUGAACUCUCCCACCAAAUAGAAAUUAUAGAAGAAGCAAUUUCCCUAGCCAGGCUUAGCAUACCCAGUAGUCGGCUCAUCAGUCUACAAGAACUAACAGCAGCGCAGCAUACGCUACAGGACAACGGCCUAGGAUCAGACACCAUAGAUAAUAUCCUCGACAUAGCCAGCGCAUACGUUAUGUACUCGCAACAUUCCAUAGUCUACGUGCUCAAAAUUCCAAAGGUUACGAGCGAUGCGUUCACAUUAUACUACAUUGAACCAAUGAUUUCGAAUAGCACACGUAUUCACCUAAAAUCCAAGUACUAUCUGAAGGGUCCAAAUUCAUUUUCAUCGGAGAUACCAUGUCCAAAAACCAGAAAUUUACAUGUAUGCUUGAAUCAGCAGUUAGAAGCACCGGACAGCUGUAUUGAGCAGCUCUUUAAUGGAGAACCAUCCCAAUGCCCGAUGGAGAAAACAUACGGCCAAAACUUUGUCAAAAAGGUCGACGACUUCAAUAUCGUGGUAAAUCAAGUCAACAUGACGAUCCGCUCCAAUUGUUCAGCACACAACCAACGAUUAGAGGGAUCAUACCUCAUUCAAAUAUCAAACUGCUCUAUUAGAUUGAAUAACGAGGAAUACUUCAACAAGGAAAUAGAAAUUCCUUCGAAACCAUUCAUUCCCACGACUGGAUUAAAGAUAAUCUUCAUGUGAACCUACAUCUACUUAAGUGGCUAUCAUCCGGUUCACUUUCUAUAAUAACAAUAAUCAUUAUCGGACUCGCCGUAGCCUGGACCCUUGGAGUACGCAUCCCGAAGAAGACUACCCUAUUCAUCCCUGAAGACACACCGAAACGAUUUAAGGACGAAGACAACCCGGACACGGACACGGAUUCACAACAGAAAACAGUAAUGGUACCACAAAUAUAAUAAUUCAAAAGCCGAGGACGACUUUUCGCUAGAGGAGGGAGCCGUUAGGGAUUAUGUUAAGCAGAAACUAGCCAAUAGGACAAGCUCGCGCCAAAACGGCGCGUCAUUAGGCAAAUAAGCUGA